Diorhabda sublineata is the source of this 760-nucleotide messenger RNA. Its product is annotated as histone H1-like. The transcript has 3 exons. NCBI's taxonomy places the organism in Eukaryota, Metazoa, Arthropoda, Insecta, Coleoptera, Chrysomelidae. The record is from RefSeq and is a predicted model, not a curated record. Gene Ontology annotation, cellular component: nucleus; nucleosome. Gene Ontology annotation, biological process: negative regulation of DNA recombination; chromosome condensation; nucleosome assembly. The coding region runs from base 5 to 760 and encodes 251 amino acids. Gene Ontology annotation, molecular function: nucleosomal DNA binding; structural constituent of chromatin; double-stranded DNA binding.
AGUUAUGGCGGAUACAGAAAAUCAAACUUCGGUUGUAACCGCAACGUCUGCGUCUAAUUCACCGCAGGUUUCGUCGUCUCCAAUAAAUAAAAAGGAAAAAAAAGCUAAAAAUCCUAGGACCAAACCAUCUCAUCCACCGACUUCGGAAAUGGUAAACAAUGCGAUCAAAGGUUUAAAGGAACGCGGAGGCUCAUCUUUACAAGCAAUUAAAAAGUAUAUUGCUGCCAAUUAUAAAGUUGAUGCAGAAAAAGUAGCGCCAUUCAUCAAAAAAUAUUUGAAAGCAUCUGUAGUAUCGGGAUCUUUGGUACAAACUAAAGGUAAAGGAGCUUCCGGAUCAUUCAAGUUAGCUUCGGCAACUUCGACUGCAGCAAAACGAAAUGCUAUUAUUGCAGGAGGAGGAGUGGAUAAAUCGAAAAGUAUUAAGAAAUCUAAUAAAGGCAAAAAAACGACAGGUACAGCAGCGGCUUCCUUAAAAACUUCGACGACGACGACGACAACAACAACAUCGAUUACUGAUAAGAAAGGCGUUAAAGUUGCCAAAAAAACAGACAAAAAAUCUUCGGCUAAAGGAGGAGUCAUCGCCGCAGCCGCCGCUUCCAAUACAGCCAGUGCCGCAUCAUCCGAAUUAAAAAGGAAGAAUCCUACUAAAGCAAAAAAAUCCAAUAAAGGCAGUCCCACGAAAAAACCGAAAGCACCAAAACCGAAAACUUCGAAAGCAGCUGCCAGCAGCUCCUCUCCUAAAGUUGUUACCACCUUCUAA